Toxoplasma gondii ME49 is the source of this 1596-nucleotide messenger RNA. RefSeq lists its product as hypothetical. Lineage: Eukaryota; Apicomplexa; Conoidasida; Eucoccidiorida; Sarcocystidae. The coding region runs from base 40 to 1443 and encodes 467 amino acids. The record is from RefSeq and is a predicted model, not a curated record. The transcript has a single exon.
CCCGACAAAAACAGAUUUGUGAACAACAAUAGCUACACAAUGGCGUUCCCUUCAGCUCUGCGUUUAGCCCGCCUGGGUUUUGCGCUGUGUGUGAUUGCCGUGAUCUGCGCGUCUUAUUUCGUGUCUUGUGAGAAGAUUGAAAAUGUCCCUGCCGGAACAGCUUCUCACUCUGAAACAGUUGGUUCUGAAGAGGGCAACCUUCUCGAAAACACGGUUGUUGCUCAGGAGGCAAGCAUUGCUACCACAACGAAGGAUGUAACAUAUGAGCCCCAAGGGACAACAGAAGUAGUUAAGGCAGAGAUUCCAGUGGAGAUCAACACUGAGGAAAACACUACUGAAGAUGCGGAAUCAGCUGCGUCAAGUCGGCGGCUGAACGCAGACAACGAAGAACAUACCAACAAUGACACCGGACACGAAGCAAGCGUCCAAAGAAACGUGACACCUCUCACGGCGGCUGCUGCUGUGACACCUGGUGGGUAUACCACAGACGCCGAGGCCGCAUACGAGGCUGUCGAUGUUACGGAAAAUGUGGAACCAUCGGCAGGUCCUGGGACAUCGGAGGCAGAGUUGACGCGCGACGUAAGAAAUCUCGAGGACAAUGAGGACGAAACUCCGUCAAGAUCGUUGGCUGCGAACGAGGAGGUCAGUGCCGCGGAAGAGCGUGAGGGGAAUGUGGAGGCUUCUCCUGUUGUCCUGGCCUCCGAAGAACCGGAGGAAACCACUGAAACAGCUGACGAACCAGAAGCUGCCCCCAUCAGGAGACUGAGGGGAUCUGCGGAGUCUGCAGAAGAGGCCGGAUUUGAUGUGAAUGUCGACUCAGAUGCACAUAUUGCCCCAGACGAGGAUAAUGAGGAACCCGAGGCCACCGAAAGUGCCUCUGAAAACGCUGAAGACCCGGCCGAGGAGACACGGGCAUCAGCUAGACAUCUCCAGGAAGCGGAAGCCACGGAAUCUGUCGACAAGACGGCAGCAGAAAUGCAGCCUGCAGAAGGAAUUGAAAAUACAGACGAGGCACAACACGAGCAAGACGAGAUGAUCCAGAGUGUUGCGUCUGCUGAAGAGUCCAUGACACAGAAGGACGCAUCUCCCGCUGAUAUAGGCGAUGAAGGUGAACAGGACGGUGAACAGGUUGAAGUGGUGAGCGCCACAGCGGCGGACGAAAGUUCAGAUGACAAGGCGUGCACGGAAGCCUGCGAGAGAAAACUGUCUGAGGAAGAAACGGAAGAUGAGAGUGCAAGACCGGAAGCAGGGGCAGAAGGCGUUGUGGACGGUGAGGCGAAGGCGGACAACGAACUAGUCUCUGAAGAGCCCUCAGAGAGCGAUGCAAAGGAAUCAGAGUUGUCAAGAACUCCUGAGGUCGACGAACAGGUUUCUGAUGCUGUCUCUCUACUACUGGGUGCAGCGGAAGAGAUCUUGGAAAAAGUUCACAAUGUUGACAUCUGAGCCUUUUUAAAGUCGCAGAUCACUGCGAUGGAGUUGUGAUAUCCUAUGUGGUAACCGCUGUAGAACAAUGAAGGCAAAGAAACUUGCAUUCACCACAGUGCCAUCAUAUGUUUCAAACACCGCGAUCCUGUCACCUUGUGAGGCACAUCCCAC